AUGGUUAUAAAAGAUUGGACCAAAGUAACUCCCGCACUUUCGCCGCCUGUAUUAAAUUGUAUCAAUAAACAGGGUUUUAAAACUAUGACACCAAUACAAGCGGCUGUUAUUCCUCUUAUACUAACCUGUAAGGAUGUCGUAGCUGAAGCGGUAACAGGCUCAGGAAAAACAUUGGCUUUUGUGGUUCCAUUAUUAGAAAUGUUAAUGAAGAAAGCAAAGGAUUCACCACUCCGUAAGGAUUAUAUCUAUGCUGUCAUUAUAUCUCCUACUAGAGAACUAGCUACACAAAUAGUAAAGGUUAUAGAAUUAUUUCUGGCUGAACCAGAGCUGAAGCACUUAACAAUUUCCUUGCUUGUUGGCGGUAGACCAAUAGAAAUGGAUGCUGAGAGUAUGAUGAAAGGUGCACAGAUCACAGUCUGUACACCGGGGAGGUUCCAGGAUUUGUUAGAGGAGAGAAAACACCUUAACCUGUCGGCUAGACUGAAAGAUCUGGAAUUCCUAGUCCUGGAUGAGGCUGAUAGACUGCUUGAUUUAGGAUUCAGUGCCACCCUUACAACAAUUUUACAAUACUUACCAAGACAAAGACGAACAGGCUUGUUCUCAGCAACUCAGACUAAAGAGUUGCAAGAUCUCGUCAGAGCUGGUUUGAGGAAUCCAGUGUUGAUAAGUGUUAAGGAGAAAUCCACCAUAAGCACUCCUAUCGCAUUAGAAAACUUCUACAUCAUCGUGGAACCGCAAGAUAAACUUUUAGUUCUACUUAAUUUCAUUAGAAAUAGGAAGGUCACGAAGGGUCUCUUCUUUCUACCAACUUGUGCGUGUGUUGACUACUGGGCGGACGUUCUGCCGGGUUUCUUACCAGAGAUGAAGAUAUAUGCGAUACACGGUAAAAUGAAACAGAAAAGAAACAAAAUAUUGGAAAAAUUCAGAGCCGCAGAGAAUACCAUCUUGUUGUGCACAGAUUUGUUGGCACGAGGUCUGGAUAUCCCUUCAGUGGAAUGGGUGCUCCAGUGGGAGCCUCCAACCAGCCCCGCCGCGCUGGUGCACCGCGCAGGGAGAAGUGCCCGCGGAGGCUGCGCUGGCGCCUCCCUCUUACCGCUGCUGCCCACUGAGGAUUCCUACGUGCCAUUUAUCAAGAGCAACCAGAAAGUAGAGCUUAAAGACUACAAGAGCUCUAACGAUGUGAUCAAGAUAACUGAUAAACUCAAAGAUAAGGUUUUAUCCAUUCUUCACGAUCAGCAAGUAAAAGAUAGGGCUAUAUUUGAUAAGGGACAGAGGGCUUUUGUUUCUCAUAUACGAGCUUACUCAAAACACGAAUGCAAUUUACUUUUACAACUCAAAGAACUACCUUUGGGUCACAUUGCUACAAGCUAUGGCCUCAUUAAAUUGCCCCUGAUGCCAGAGAUAAAAGACGAACACAAGAAACAGUUCGUGGGUCCCAAAGAGGCGAUAGAUUUCAACAGCAUACCGUAUAAAGACAAACAGAAGGAACAAAGCAGAUUGCAAAAGUUGGAAGAGUAUAAGAAGACGGGGACAUGGCCAUCAAAAAAGAAAAAGAAAAUGUCUCAAUCCAAGCCGUGGGAGCAAACGAAACUGAAUAAGCUUGAAAAGCAAGACAAGAGGAAGAAAAGGAAAGAAUUAAAGAAGAAGUUAAACGAAGAAGGAAAGAAAGGGAAGAAACGAAAAACAGUUACUCAAGAGGAACUUGAUGAGCUGGCAGCUGAUGUAGCUUUGAUAAAGAAGUUGAAAAAGAGGAAGAUAACAGCUGAACAGUUCGAUCAAGCAUUUGAUACGGACAAAUAA
This is a messenger RNA of Danaus chrysippus (African queen), 1800 nucleotides long. Lineage: Eukaryota; Metazoa; Arthropoda; Insecta; Lepidoptera; Nymphalidae. The record is from the annotation of a GenBank genome assembly.